Molecule: messenger RNA, 2220 nt
Organism: Nipponia nippon (crested ibis)
Lineage: Eukaryota; Metazoa; Chordata; Aves; Pelecaniformes; Threskiornithidae
Source: RefSeq, a predicted model, not a curated record
AUGUCCCGCCUGACGGAGGACGAGGACAUCCAGCGGAUGCUGCGGGGCUCCCUGCUCCGGAAGAUCAAGUCCCGGGGGGUGCCCAGGGAGCGGCUCUUCCGCCUGCAGGAGGAUGGGGCGACCGUCUGCUUCGAGGGGGGCUUCGGGCACGCUCGCUCCCAGCAGAGCUUCUCGGUGAUGCACAUCGAGGGGGUGCGCGAGGGACACCAGUCAGAGGGUCUACGCAAGUACGGUGCCGCCUUCCCCGAGCGGCACUGCUUCACCCUCGUCUUCAAGGGCAAGCGCAAGAACCUCGACCUGGCCGCCCGGGGCGAGGAAGAUGCCCGCCACUGGGUGCAAGGACUCACCAAGCUGAUGGGGCGGCUGCAAGCCAUGAGUCAACCAGAGAAGCUUGACCACUGGAUCCACGGGGUCCUGCAGCGAGCAGACAGGAACAAGGACAACAAGAUGUCCUUCCGGGAGGUGAAGAGCAUGCUGAGGAUGAUCAACAUUGACAUGGAUGAUGUCUACGCUUACAAGCUCUUCAAGGAGUGCGACCACUCGGGCAACGAGCGGCUGGAGGGCCGGGAGGUGGAGGAGUUCUGCCGACGGCUGCUGCGGCGGCCGGAGCUGGAGGAGCUUUUUGGGCGUUACUCGGGCGAGGACCGUGUCCUGUCGGCCGAGGAGCUGCGGGAUUUCCUACGGGAUCAGGGCGAGGACGCGAGCUUGCGCCAGGCCCGCGCCGUCAUCCGCGCCUACGAGCUCAACGAGAAGGCCAGGCAGCAGGACCUGAUGAUGCUGGAUGGCUUCAUGAUGUACCUCCUCUCGGCUGCUGGUGACAUCCUCAACCAGGAGCACACCAAGGUGCACCAGGACAUGAGCCAGCCCCUGUGCCACUACUUCAUCUCCUCCUCCCACAACACCUACCUGACCCGCAACCAGAUCGGUGGCACCAGCAGCACCGAAGCCUAUGUCAGGGCGCUGAUGGCGGGAUGCCGUUGCGUGGAGCUGGACUGCUGGGAGGGCUCUGACGGGGAACCCAUCGUCUACCAUGGCCACACGCUCACCUCCAAAAUCCUCUUCCGCGAUGUCAUUGAGAGCAUCCGUGACUACGCCUUCAAGCAAUCGCCCUACCCCGUCAUCCUGUCCCUGGAGAACCACUGUGGGCUGGAGCAGCAGGCCACCAUGGCCCGGCACAUGAAGGCCAUCCUGGGGGACAUGCUGCUGACGCAGCCGCUGGAGGGACAGGACCCCCAUGACCUCCCAUCCCCGGAGCAGUUGAAGGGGAAGGUCCUGGUGAAGGGCAAGAAGCUCCCAGAGCCAUGGCACGAGCCCCGGGGUGUCACCUCCCUUCCGGACCCCGAGGAGGAGGAAGAGGAGGAGGAGGAAGAGGAAGAGGAUGAGAAGCUGCAGGAGAGAAGCAGCCGGCGGGACGCAUCACAAGUGGCCCCAGAGCUGUCGGCUGUGGUAGUGUACUGCCAGGCUGUCCCCUUCCCCGGCCUGGCCCAUGCCCUGCGCCACCCCCGGCCCUGCGAGAUGUCCUCCUUCAGUGAGAGGAAGGCUCGGAAGCUCAUCAAGGAGGCGGGCCCGGCGCUGGUCCGGUACAACGCCCGGCAGCUCAGCCGCGUCUACCCGCUGGGGCUGAAGAUGAACUCCUCCAACUACAACCCCCAGGAGAUGUGGAACGUCGGAUGCCAGCUGGUGGCCCUCAACUUCCAGACGCCGGGCUACGAGAUGGACCUGAACGCCGGGCGGUUCCUGGGCAAUGGGUGCUGUGGCUACGUGCUGAAGCCCUCCUGCCUGCGCAGCCCCCCCGCUCUCCUGGGCCCCCCCACCCCGCGUCCCCCCAGCACCCUCUGCCCCCAGGUGAUCACGGCGCAGCAGCUGCCCAAGCUGAACAGGGAGAAGGGGAGCUCCAUCGUGGACCCCUUCGUGCGGGUGGAGAUCCACGGCGUCCCGGCCGACUGCAGCAGGCAGCAGACCCGCCACAAGCUCAACAACGGCUUCAACCCGCGCUGGGAGGAGACGCUGAGCUUCCAGCUGCGGGCGCCCGAGCUGGCCCUGGUGCGCUUCGUGGUGGAGGAUUACGACAGCACCUCCUGCAAUGACUUCGUGGGGCAGUUCACCCUGCCCCUGGCCAGCAUGAGGGAAGGGUAUCGUCACAUCCAUCUGCUCUCCAAGGACGGGGCGUCCCUGUCCCCCGCCACGCUCUUCGUGCACGUUCGAUGCAAGAGCCUGUGA